Molecule: messenger RNA, 1929 nt
Organism: Chilo suppressalis (striped riceborer)
Lineage: Eukaryota; Metazoa; Arthropoda; Insecta; Lepidoptera; Crambidae
Source: the annotation of a GenBank genome assembly
AUGGCAGAAAAUAGGGAAGAAAUUCUUGCAAAUUUUCAAGGAAUAACAGCCAUAGAGGAUGUUGCUGAAGCAAUUUAUCACCUGGACGAAUCAAAUUGGGACUUGCUUACAGCCAUCAACCGAGUGAUGCCGCAGGACGGCAGCAACUCGGUGUCACGCAGCAACGACACACAUGAUGUUGACAUGAUAGAUGAUGAUAUAUCUGUGAUAACUCCAAAAACACACCCACCAGAUCGGGAAGACAGCAAUCAAGCGUCGACCUCAUCGCCUAGAAAUAGUGCCACUGAUUUAAUAGAGUUCCAAGUACAUUACAACAAUAAGAUGCAUGAUGUCAAAAUGUCUCCAGUGGCUACAGUUGGUGACUUAAAGAAACGGUUAGAGUCUGUAUGCGGGGUGCCCGUGUGCAGACAGCAAAUAUCCGGUUUGGGCGGGUCCAAGGCUACAUCGGGAGCCCUGUUGGGACACCUGGCCUUACCACGCAACGCCGUGCUGCGACUGAAGGCGGCCGACCAGCUGAUGGCCGAUGACGAGGUUGCGGAGAGACUGACCAACACAUACGUUCUUCACGUGAAACACGACGACAAAGACUACACGCUCAAAUACCCCGGAACUAAGACGGUACAGGAGGUCAAGAAUGACAUAUACUCGCUCACCGACAUACCAGUACGACAUCAGGCGUGGACGGGCUGGCCUACGGUAAUGGGUUUGGACGACACAGUACUGGCCAUGGUGGGGCUCGACCAUCCUCAGCACGAGCUCAGCGUCAAACGAGCGCCGCACGCCAAGCAGAAGGAGUACAAACGAAUUAUAGUGGAAAGUUCUGACAGCGACAACAGCUCAGUGGAAGAGGUCGAGGAAUCUGGGGACGGCUUCACUGCGGAGGACGACAUGUUCGUAGACUUAGUGCCAUCGGAGAGAUUACAGCCGCUGAUGUCAGAGCACGUUGAAGAUGAAGCGCUAGGUUGCAUCGAGUUCGCCCAACGAUUCAAGACACGCUACGGCCCCAACACGCCCAACUUCUUCGAGGGUACCUUACAGGACGCCAUCAAGGAGGCCUGCCUCAAACCUGCCAAAGAAAGAAAACUCCUCGGCCUAUACCUUCAUCACGAGCAGUCUGUGCUAUCGAACGUGUUCUGCGCCCAACUUCUGGGCUGUGAAGCUGUCCUCCAGACGCUCGCGACCAACUUCGUAGUGUACGGAUGGGAUCUCACACAUCCCGACAACAAUCUAAUGUUAUUAAACUCAGUAUCGAACGCGCUGGGCGCCGUGGCUAGUAUGACGAUCCGCAGCAUCCCUGUGGACCGGCUGCCUGCACUCGUGAUCAUAAUGAGAGUGCGCUCCAACACAGAGAUAUACUCCGUCAUUAAUGGCAACGUGGGUGUAUCAGAACUAGUCGGUGGUCUGAUGGAAGCUUUAGAACGGUUCGCGUCGCAGAGAGACGAGGACGCGCGAUUAGAGAGGGAGAGAGAUGCGAGACAAAUGGUUAAGCGCGAGCAGGACGAAGCAUACCAACAGAGUCUCGAAGCUGAUAGAGCUAAAGAAGAAAUAAAGAAGCAGCAAGAACUAGAACGGAAUCAAGAAUUGGAAAGAGCAGAAUCGGAAAGGUUGAUGGAAGCAGCUAAGCAAGAGGCAAUGCGUUCAGCGGCCGCGAGCAGAGUUCCGGCUGAACCUGCGGAAGGUUGCACUGACGUCUGCCGCAUCCGCGUGCGUCUGCCGCCCCCCCACGCCGCCUGCCUCGAGCGCCGCUUCCACCCCCACCACCCGCUCACAGCAUUACUGGACUUCCUGGCUUCACAAGGUUACCCAAAAGAAAACUACAAAGUUAUAUCUAGCUGGCCUAGGAGAGACUUAACAGCGGAAUCUCACAGCAGCACACUGAAAGCGUUGAACUUGUGCCCGCAAGAGACCGUCAUGCUCGAGGAGCGGUGA